Nicotiana tabacum (common tobacco) is the source of this 915-nucleotide messenger RNA. RefSeq names its product 14.7 kDa heat shock protein. Lineage: Eukaryota; Viridiplantae; Streptophyta; Magnoliopsida; Solanales; Solanaceae. The record is from RefSeq and is a predicted model, not a curated record.
GUCCUAAGCGAAGCUAAUAGGACUGAACUUAGCGGCCUAGGCAAAAACCAGAUCCAAGUACACCAUUUCAUUGCCAAAAACACCUCUAAAACCUUGAUUGAUUGAGAAAAGCACAAAUCGAACACCCACUCUCUUGUUCAUCAAUUAUGACUUCUUCAAUGGCUCUAAGUCUGAGAAAAGCAGCCGGAGUUUCAACACUGUUCAAAUUACUCAGCCCCAAAUCCCAUUUUACCACCGCGCCACCUUCAAUCACACGCUUUUUUUCCUCCACUACCACCUCGGAUUCAGAUUCCAUGAGCAAAGAAGAGAAGAAGUCUCCAGACCCAAUUAUGGUAAAGGGUGCUCCGCAAGAUAUCAAAAUGGAGAACCCAUUUCAGUCAGCUGGACCUCCGAACGUGCUAGAAGUGGAUAAUAUGAAGGAUGGAAUACUUGUGAGAGUGGCAAUGCCUGGUGUUAGUGAAGAUGGGAUUAAGGUAUGGUUAGAGAACAACACUGUUUACUUUACUGGGAAAGGAGAAAUUGAGUUGGAAACUGAGAAAUCAGGGAGGAAAUAUGGAGGGAGUCUUGAGUUUAAGACUGAUUGCUGUAAAGCUGAGAAGGUUGAAGCACAAAUCAAAGAUGGUAUUCUUAAAAUGGUAGUUAAAGGUGAGAUGGGAGAAGAUUGAUAGCUUUGAGUUUCUACUUUUGUUUUCUUUUUUGUUGAUGUAAUCCUUAGACUUCAUUUAUGAAAUAUUUAUAGGAUUUGGGGGAAAGGAGCAUUGGCGUAGCGAGAAAACGUAUCUAGGAUUUUAAGAGUAUGGGUGCAUUAUAAUACCGAUGGACCGUCUAGCUUGACUCCAUCAAAAUUGUGAUAUAACAACUUACCGAACAAACCAUGGUUAAUAAUAUUAUCACAAGGAAAUAUUAUUUCGUUUA